This is a messenger RNA of Dioscorea cayenensis subsp. rotundata (Guinea yam), 1331 nucleotides long. Its product is annotated as nudix hydrolase 2-like. Bases 73 to 1047 code for a protein of 324 amino acids. The record is from RefSeq and is a predicted model, not a curated record. NCBI's taxonomy places the organism in Eukaryota, Viridiplantae, Streptophyta, Magnoliopsida, Dioscoreales, Dioscoreaceae. Gene Ontology annotation, molecular function: NADH pyrophosphatase activity; ADP-ribose diphosphatase activity; NAD binding. The transcript is spliced from 9 exons.
CUUUGUAAGUCCACUCCUACAAAAGCAGGCCUUGGGGCGGUGCUGUUUUCGGCUUCGUUGGUUGUGGGAUUUAUGCUCAGGUCUCGAGCUCUGGUUCUCUUCUCCAGUUCCGGCAACGCCCUUCUCCGUCCAGUGAAUCGGAGCCACCUCCGAUCAUCACCUUUCCAUAAAAGUCAUAGGUGUUUGGGAAAAAUAUCAUCAAUGUCAAACUCAGCAAAUUCAUCAUCAGUUGUUUUACCAAUGUCAAAUGAUGAAAGAGAAGAAGUUGGGCUUCUUGAUGCUGUCGAUGAUAUCCAUGGAGGAGUCAUUGUUGAACUUAAAGGGCCAAUGGAUUGUAAAACUUUUGUUUCUUCGUUGAGAGCUUCUUUAUCACAUUGGAGGCAACAGGGGAUAAGAGGUGUUUGGAUAAAGUUGCCCAUUGAACUUUCCCAUCUUGUUCAACCAGCUGUUCAGGAAGGGUUUUGCUACCAUCAUGCAGAACCAACUUAUUUGAUGCUUGUAUAUUGGAUCCCUGUCAGCGAGAAUACUUUACCUAUUAAUGCCACACACCGGGUUUGUAUUGGUGCUUUUGUGAUGAAUGAGAAGCGAGAGGUGCUCGUAGUCCAGGAAAAAUGUGGAAUUCUCCGGGGGUCAGGCAUAUGGAAGUUUCCUACAGGGGUGCUUGAGCAAGGUGAAGAUAUCUUUGCUGGAGCUAUUAGAGAAGUCAAAGAAGAAACAGGAAUUGAAACUGAUUUUCUGGAGGUGCUUGCAUUCAGGCAAAAUCACGGGGCAUUUUUCGGGAAGUCAGAUUUAUUCUUUGUAUGCAUGCUGCUACCUCUUUCCUCAGAAAUUCAUAAGCAAGAGUCAGAAAUCGAGGCUGCUGCGUGGAUGCCGGUCGAAGAAUUUGCAGCACAGCCUUUUGUCAAAAAACAUGAACUGUUGAAGUACAUUCUUGAUCUUGGAUUGGCUAAAGCGGACAGGAAUUACUCUGGAUUUACACCCCUGAGUAUAUCAUCCGCAUUUUCUGAGGAGCUGAGCUUUUUAUAUCUAAACUCCAGGGGCCUGUGACUAGUCAUCAAAAUUUGAUGAUUGAUGCUGCAAAGAACAAUUAAUGUUUUCCUAUUUUUCCUUAUUCAUGUUUCAUCCUUUGUGCUAAAUUUAUCAUUAGCAGCAGCAGCAGCAGCAGCAGCAGCAGCAGCAACUCAGAAACAAACAAACAGACGCUGGUGUAUUCUUAUUGUUCUUUGAAAUUAUAUAUAUUUAUAAUUUCAGAUAAGUUUGUGUGAGAGAUGUAAUUUUCAUCUUAUUUCAGACUGAGUUUUGUUAUUUAAUAAUAAUAAUAAAAAAAAAAA